AUGGAGGACCUCAUUUACUGUCCUACAGAUGUUGUUAACAGAGUAAGCAGUAUGUCCUCAAGUGACAAAUUGACAAGAUGGGAAGUGCUUGGUGUACAGGGAGCAUUGCUGAGUCACUUUAUACAGCCAGUUUAUAUCAGCAGUAUACUUGUUGGUGAUGGGAAUUGCAGUAAUACUAGAGGCUUAGAAAUUGCUAUAAAGCAGCGUGUUGAUGAUGCACUUACUUCAAAACUUCCAAUGUUUUACUUGGUCAACAGACCUCACAUUAGCUUAGUACCUUCUGCGUAUCCACUUCAAAUGAACUUGGAUUAUAAAUUCCUGAGUCUGAAUUGGGCACAAGGGGACAUUUCUCUGGAGAUCGUGGAUGGCCUAAGUGGGAAGAUUACAGAAAGCUCCCCCUUUAAAAGUGGUGUGUCAAUGGCGAGUCGCCUUUGUAAGGCUGCAAUGUUAAGUCGAUUUAAUCUGCUUGCCAAAGAAGCUAAAAAGGAAGAUUUACUUGAAGCUACUACCUAUCAUGAAGCUAAGCAUAUGUCUGCAUCCUAUCAAGAAGCUAAAACUUUGUUGAAAUCCUACUUACAGCAACAUGGCUAUGGCUCCUGGAUUGUAAAAUCUCCCUGUAUAGAGCAAUUUAGUAUGUGA
Molecule: messenger RNA, 639 nt
Organism: Lepus europaeus (European hare)
Lineage: Eukaryota; Metazoa; Chordata; Mammalia; Lagomorpha; Leporidae
Product: adenosine deaminase domain-containing protein 1-like
Exons: 2
Coding region: 1-639 (212 amino acids)
Biological process (GO): adenosine to inosine editing; RNA processing
Cellular component (GO): cytoplasm; nucleolus
Molecular function (GO): double-stranded RNA adenosine deaminase activity; double-stranded RNA binding; tRNA-specific adenosine deaminase activity
Source: RefSeq, a predicted model, not a curated record